AGAAAACCUCCUGGGCCUCCCGGAACAUCCGUGGCCUCUCCACCUGCGCCUGCGAUGGGGACUCCGCCAACAGGGGGAAUGACCCGCGCCGAGAGGUUUGAAGACGAGCGGAGGCGUAUUACAGAGAGCGUGUUCAGCAAGACGGACCCCAAUGGUGCUCUCGCGGAAUCCUACAUCACGCAUAUUCGAAUCCAGGAGGACUCACAGUACCCUCAAUCUCCGCCACCUCCCGAAUCGCCUCCUAAUAAUAAGAAACCGCGCAUUAUUCUAGUAUCCGUAAAGAGCUCGGGAAGGGUGCGAAUGCAUAAAGCCCGGGAAAAUCCUAAUGGAUCAUUCUCGAUUGGCAAGACCUGGAAUAUGGAGGACCUUACAGCGGUGGAGACUUUUGCCAAUUCAACUCCCACGAACGAAGAAGAGGCGAAGAGGAAGGAGUGGGCGGGAGAUAUUGGAUUCAUCGUGACGGUUGCAAAGCCGUACUAUUGGGAAGCUGGAACGGCGAAAGAGAAGGAGUUCUUCAUUGGCAGCCUCGUCAAAAUUUUCCGCAAAUACACCCAGGGAAGAGUGCCAGAGCUCAUUGGAUUCACUGCCAGAGAAACUGAGGUGCUUCUUGGUCCUUCUGGGGCUUUAUCACCCCGGCCGCCAACUGGACAAGGGAGACCAGGCCCCCCACCACCAAGGCCAGGACAACAGCGGAGUCCAAAUCGUGGCUAUCCUCCUGGUACGUCUCCAGAACCCCCAGGCCCUCCAGGGGUUGGGCGUCCACCGCCGAUGCCGCGGAGUCGACCAGGAACAGCAGACGAUGAUGGUAGAAGACCACAACCUAUUCGCGAUCCGUCGUUGCAUGGACCACAACCGAAUGCUCCGUAUUUCGGUGCAAGAGAUCCAUCGAGGCAGCCUAGAUCACAGCCUUCGAUGGAAAGGGGCAUGCGUCAACCGCCAAGUCGGGAACAAAUGCGCCCUCCGCCAAUUCCUCCAGGUCAACGUGGAGGUGGCGGCUCCACCGCAGGCUCCUUUGCCUCAUCGCAACGUCUAACGCCACAAUCUUCACGCUCUGAAGUCUCUCAAAACCGCCCUGCUACCCCUGAAAGUGGUAUGAACGCCUUGCCUCAGAGCCUUAUAUCAGGACAAAGCCCCAAGAGACGACCCUCUCCGUCAGACGAUACAAGGUCCGUGGAAGAGCCCACGUUUGAGCAACCUGGCUUGGGAAUAUCUGCACCUGAAAGACGAAGACCAAACGGAAAUGCCCCUCCUGCCCGAAGAGAGCCUUCGCCUUCAGGAUUACGGCCCGGAACGGCGCAGAGUAAUGGUAGUUCCAUAGUCUCACGCAACGAAGAGCUGUUCCUAGAGGAUCGCGCCCGGAAUGUGCCGCCCGAAAGACGAAGACCUCCAAUGCCAUCAGCCCCAGCAAGUCAACGCAGUAUGGAAAAUGAAUCUGUUGAUGAUUUCUCAGCUCCUCUUCAGACUCCUCUUGCAAGCCGUCCUUCUACCAGGGGAGCUACAGACGAAACUGAACGGAUGCCAGGAGCGUUUGAAUCUCCCGCUUUAGAGCCAGUGCGAACUCCGGAACCGCCUCAACCGGCCCCGGACACCGCGGUGCCUGAAAUACCGAUAAGAGCAAGGGAACCAAAACCAGCCACCCCGGAACCAGCUGUUCCAGUUGCUGAGUCAGAACCUGCGCCACCUGUACAGCCCCUCACGCCUCGAGAUGAGGAGGUAAGCAGACCUGGACUGGGACCCAUGGUCAAGAAGAAGCCUCCAACCGAGGUUGCCAAUGUGCUGCGCAAGGCCGCCUUCGCCUACAAUGCCUUUAAGCCUCGAGCUGGGGGUGCUGGAGAGAAAUUACUCUUGAAGGACCAGCAGAAGCCUUUGGACGAAGCUGACGGUAUUAGUGGAGUGUUCAAAGCGCCACGACCGAUUCCCAAGGAGGAACCAAAAGCAGAGCUAGAGGAGCCAGUGGAGCCAGAGAAACCACCAUUACCCGAAAGAGGGUCAAGAGAGGUGCCAAAGAUAGAUACCGGGGAUCAUGUUCCAUCUGUUACCGUCUCAAGUCCCACUUCUGCUGGUCCGCCAAAGACGAUUUCGGAAGCCGUUGUCUCGUCGAAGUCAAGAUCACCAAGCCCAGAGAAAGCCAAGUCUGCAAACGAAAACGAGGUUGAGAUCCGACGGCAAAAGAGGCGGUCAAAUCAUGAUACCAAAUAUUUAUCGAAGCUUGGCAUCGACCCAAGCAUACUAGAUGGCAGAGGCCUCGAUUUCGAGGCGACUCUGGUCGACUUUGGGUGGGGGAGCAGUGACCUCCACGUUAAGAAAAUAGAAAUGCUAGAAACAGAGGUUCGGCGAGAACUUGGUCGUGUCGAGGCCGGUAGCUGGCUAGGUCACCUAGAGCAAAAAGAUGACCGUGUCGAUGCUGUGGAGAGGAUGUUGGACCGAGCGAUUGCUGAGUGUGACGAGCUUGAAGGCCUAUUGACUCUAUACAACGUCGAACUUAGUAGUCUCAAUGAUGACAUCGCCUUCAUAGAAGCCCAAGGGCAAGGUCUUCAAGUCCAUACAGCUAACCAAAAGCUUCUUCAAACCGAGCUGAAUCAGCUGGUCACUACGAUCUCCAUUACUACUGACCAAUUAGAACCCCUGCGUUCAGCGCCAAUAGCUAAAGUCGAGGGCCUAGACGCUAUAGAGGCAUCACUGAUGUUGUUGUACAAGGCUAUGAUCACCAUUGAUCCGGCUUUAGCACAAGGGAGCCGAGCUAGUGCCGCAGAAGAUCCGUCGAAAUUCUCGAAUACAAUCGGAUUCGGUAAUAGUGAGCUUGCUACCAUGAGAGCCCUGCAGGAGAAGAGAGACCGAUAUAUCAGCGAGAGCACCAUGUUCAUGGGUCGCUUGAAACAAUUCAUGGAAGUCACCUUUGGCGCUGUCCUAAUGGACACCAAAGACGCUAUCGACCGACAGAUCAAAGAUAGCUCCAAGCCACCCACGAAACUGGAUGUCGGUGUCCAUGACCUUGCCAGGAACGCCUUGUGGAAGUAUAGUCCGCUCAUGCUAUUCGCCAAAGAGGUUGAUAACUUUGCCUGGAAUGAACUUCUUACCAUAUACCAGUCGAAAGCACGUCCGCACUAUCUGACUGAGAUGACCUACAAUGCCAAGGCAUGGCAAAAGCUGGCUCGUAAACCUACCGGAGACGAACAGGAACUGCUUUUUACCGCUCAGGAGAAGGAGGCGGAGUCACUUACCGGUGCCGCUCGAAAACUCACUGUCAAGCGCAGCCAAACGCUUGCAAGAGGUCUGCGGUCAGCAUCUGGUGAUAAGGAAGCCAAGUCAGGCAAAGCGCAGAAGGGUACACUGCAUCCUUUUGAAGCCUUCGCCAGCGCAUUGGAUGAGAUGUCACCUCUCAUCUUCACCGAGCAGAACUUCAUCACCGAGUUCUUCCAUGCCACGACCUCUGAGAACAUUGACUUCCCUGAUGCGGUCAAUUCGGCACCCCCAGAGGGCCGCCAUGGCGCGAAUCUAUUUGCUCGUAAGCUUUACGAACCUGAUCGAGCGAUGGCGAAACGGGUCACAGAGGUCAUGGAAGACAUGUUCUCUACCUGGCACAACAUGAUGCAGAACCUGAUGCAGUGGGCCAUCGAGGCAGACCCCUUACAAGGUGUUGGAGUGCUGUGUGCCAUCGACCGGAAGCUCCUCGAGCUCGAGGACACCAAUCAAGACUUCAUUACACGGACUUUGCAAAAGAUACAGGAGCGUCUCACUGGCCUCUUUACCCGCUUUGUAGACGAGCAGAUUCGAGCUAUCGAAGACACCAAAGUGAAGAUCAAGAAGCGGAAAGGUGUCAUUGCGUUCAUCAAGACCUUCCCGCAUUUCUCAAUCGCCAUUGAGAAUAUGCUUCCUCCAGCCGACGACCCGGAGCGGUUAGACGUCCGUGUCAUGGUCGACGACGCGUAUGGAAAGAUCAACAAGGCUAUGUUCGAGAGCUUGAAGGUCAUUGCUAAGGAAUCACCCGCUGUCAUGGCUACUCAAGGUCAAGGUGAUCCUGAAGACAAAGAAGCGCUGAACUAUCACAUCCUUCUAAUCGAGAACAUGAACCACUACAUCGAGGAAGUCGACGAGCGGGGAGACAUUAUACUCGGCGAAUGGCGUCAAAAGGCUGCAGAAGAGAUGAACGAGCAUAUGACGUUGUAUGUGGAUGCCGUCAUCCGGCGGCCGAUGGGCAAGCUGUUGGAAUUCCUCGAAUCCACAGAAUCUCUCCUUUCCUCCAUUCCCCCCGGCACACCCCCCACCAGCCUCGCUGCCCGCUCCUCCCAUGCCCGUCCCCUCUUCAAGAAGCUCGUCUCUGCCCACGACGGCAAGGAGCUACGUCGCGGUAUCGAGGCGCUCAAAAAGCGCGUCGACAAACACUACGGCGAUGCGGAUGAUCCAGGUCUCAGUCGUAACCUCGUUGCCAAGGUGCUGAAGGAGUGCGAGAAGAUGUAUGAGGAUAUCUGGAACAGGGCGGUGAGGGUCAACCAGGAGGUGUAUUCGAGUGAGGUGGAGAUUGAGUGGCGGAUGGAGGAUGUGGCAGCCGGGUUUAGGAAAUGAGAGGAGAAAGCAGGGGGUUCUUGUAUUGUUGUUGUUUCGCGGCAAAUACCUUGGUCUGUGUUUUUCGCUUGCUAUUGGGUUCUGCGGAUUGUAGGGAUGGGUCGCGAGGCGUGGGGAGUAUGCGAGGCGUUUUGGAUGGAUGCGUUAUGUGGCAUUUCCUGGAUGUAGGUAGGAAGGUCUCUGUGCAUACAUGGCAGUCUCUCGUCUUAACUUGGUUUUGUGUCUUUGUGAUGAGUUCUUAAGUGGACUUUGUUGGUUGCUUCAGCCUUUGAUUAAAAUUCUAUAAAUUAAGUUGACUUCACAAUCAUGGC
Molecule: messenger RNA, 4874 nt
Organism: Mytilinidion resinicola
Lineage: Eukaryota; Fungi; Ascomycota; Dothideomycetes; Mytilinidiales; Mytilinidiaceae
Exons: 4
Coding region: 55-4563 (1502 amino acids)
Biological process (GO): exocytosis; Golgi to plasma membrane transport
Cellular component (GO): exocyst; plasma membrane
Molecular function (GO): phosphatidylinositol-4,5-bisphosphate binding
Source: RefSeq, a predicted model, not a curated record